UGUACUAACUGUACACGAAAACGUAACCUAAUUUGAUUUUAAUUAAAUCGUAACGCUGGCUAGAUUUUUAAAACAUUCACAUUUUGCUAUUUUACCGUUUAACAAUUACAAAAGAAAUGAGUGUAAUUACGUGUGUUGCUCCUGUAAAUAUAGCGGUGAUUAAGUAUUGGGGCAAACGAAAUGAGGAACUAAUUCUACCCCUGAAUGAUUCAAUCAGUGCAACCCUUAAUGUGGAAUAUAUGCGUGCGAAAACUACAGUUAUGGCGAGUCCCACUUUUAAAGAGAACAAAAUCUGGUUAAACGGCAAGGAGGAGAGUUUUGAAAAUCCGAGGUUACAGCAUUGUAUGAAAGAACUGAAGCAACGAGCACGAAAGAAUACCGAUGUUGUUAAUUGGAACAUACACGUGUGCUCAGAAAACAAUUUUCCUACGGCGGCUGGCUUGGCGUCAUCGGCUGCAGGAUACGCAUGCUUCGUUUACGCAAUUGCACAGCUUUACGGGGUAGAAGGUGAUAUCACAGCCAUCGCACGGAGAGGGUCCGGAAGCGCUUGUAGGAGCAUCUAUGGGGGAUGGGUCCAAUGGCACGUCGGAAAGUCGGAUGACGGUUCCGAUUCGUUUGCUACGCAAAUUGCUGGAGUUUCGCAUUGGCCAGAAAUGCGGAUCCUCACUUUGGUAGUGAAUAGUAGCCGCAAAAAGUGCAGUUCAACAGAUGGUAUGAGGCGGAGCAUCGCCACAUCGUCAUUGCUAAAGUACCGUGUCGACCAUGUGGUUAAAGACAGAGUUGAAGGUAUAAUUAGGGCGAUAAAAGAAAAGGACUUUAAAGCUUUUGCUGAAAUUACCAUGAAAGACUCGAAUCAAUUCCAUGCCAUUUGCUCGGAUACAUAUCCGCCACUUUCGUAUGUUAAUGAGGUCUCUAGGAGGAUUAUUGAAUUAAUCCAUGCUUAUAAUGAGCUGCGUGGUACAACUAAGGUUGCAUACACUUUUGACGCUGGACCAAACGCGUGUUUAUACUUGUUAGAAGAGGACGUACCCGAAGUUGUGGCGCUAAUUCAAUAUGUGUUCCCUUCAGAUACUGAACGUGUGGAAUACUUCAAGGGCUUACCCAUAAACCCUGGAUCUUUAUCAGAUGAACUCAAAGUAAAGAUUGAUAUUCCUAAACAAAAACCGGGUUCGAUCAAGUAUAUAAUUUACACAGAUGUAGGCGAAGGGGCUCGAGUUCUUAAUGAUGACAAUGAGCAUUUGCUUAACGAUUGUGGAAACCCGAAACGGUUAAAUUGAGGUAUAUAUUUGUUUUUAUGUAUUUAUUGGGAAUAUGGGCUUAAUAAAUGUGGUUGGAGUUAUU
This is a messenger RNA of Photinus pyralis (common eastern firefly), 1341 nucleotides long. RefSeq names its product diphosphomevalonate decarboxylase (gene Mvd). Gene Ontology annotation, biological process: isopentenyl diphosphate biosynthetic process, mevalonate pathway; isoprenoid biosynthetic process. Lineage: Eukaryota; Metazoa; Arthropoda; Insecta; Coleoptera; Lampyridae. The record is from RefSeq and is a predicted model, not a curated record. Gene Ontology annotation, molecular function: ATP binding; diphosphomevalonate decarboxylase activity. The transcript has 7 exons. Bases 117 to 1277 code for a protein of 386 amino acids. Gene Ontology annotation, cellular component: cytosol.